CCCUAACUGGACAAGAAAGGAUUGCGUUUUCUUCUUUACUGUGAUAAUACCUUCGUUACCACCACCAUCACUAUUAACACCCCCAUUUUAAUUAAAACAAUCGAACAAAAAGCUCGCCAGCUCGUCCCUUCAGCUGCUUUGGAGGGCGAACAAAGCAGCCCAGUCGUCGCCCCUCCCUAGCUCUGUUUUCCAAGUUGCCAGGUUUGGGGUAGGGAAAGAAAAUGGAGAGGUUCAGCCAUAAAGCGAACAUUAACCUCAAGUAACACCGGGAACGGGUGGACUCCCCCUUCUUCCCUCCCCUCCUUCCUUUGGAUUAGAAAGGAGAAAGAAAACCUCCCGCACCGAAUUGAUACCCUGGGAGGAGGUAGUCCUGCUCUUCCACUACAGCAGAGAGAAGGAGCCUUCGCAAUUAACCCAAGACUUCGACGUGCCAUUAGAAGACCGCGCAGGACCUCACCGCUAGCUAAGUAACUGCUGGCCUCUCAACAAGAGUGGGGGGAAAACACAGAUCCGGGUUCCUACCUCGACCCUCUCCAUCGGAGGAGUGGAGGUCCUAACCAGAAGGGCCGGUCUCUCUAAAUAUGCCCCAGGAUGACGGAGCGGCCGCCGAGCGAGGCGGCACGCAGUGACCCGCAGCUAGAGGGACAGGACGCGGCGGAGGCCCGCAUGGCCCCCCCGCACCUAGUCCUGCUCAACGGCGUCGCCAAGGAGACAAGCCGCGCAGCGGCGGAGCCCCCGGUCAUCGAACUAGGCGGGCGCAGCAGCGCGGGGGGCGGCCCCGCCAGUGGGGGCGGUGCCGUGAGGGACUUAAAGAGCCGCGACGCGGUUGCAGCCGAAGCUCGCCAUCGAGUGCCCACCACCGAGCUGUGCAGACCUCCGGGACCCGCCCCAGCGCCCGCGCCCGCUUCGGCCCCGGCAGAGCUGCCUGGAGACGGCCGCAUGGUGCAGCUGAGCCCGCCCGCGUUGGCAGCCCCCGCCGGCCCUGGCCGAGCGCUGCUGUACAGCCUCAGCCAGCCGCUGGCCUCGCUCGGCAGUGGGUUCUUCGGGGAGCCGGAUGCCUUCCCCAUGUUUACCAACAACAACCGGGUGAAGAGGAGGCCCUCCCCAUAUGAGAUGGAGAUUACCGAUGGUCCUCACACCAAAGUAGUGCGGCGCAUCUUCACCAACAGCCGGGAGCGAUGGCGGCAGCAAAAUGUGAAUGGGGCAUUUGCUGAGCUCCGAAAGCUGAUCCCCACCCAUCCACCCGACAAGAAGCUAAGCAAGAAUGAGAUCCUUCGCCUCGCCAUGAAGUACAUAAAUUUCCUGGCCAAGUUGCUCAAUGACCAGGAGGAGGAAGGCACCCAGCGUGCCAAGCCUGGAAAGGACCCUGUGGUGGGAGCUGGUGGGGGUGGGGCAGGGGGUGGCAUGCCCCCUGAAGACCUUCUACAGGAUGUGCUUUCCCCCAACUCCAGCUGUGGUAGCUCUCUGGAUGGAGCAGCCAGCCCGGACAGUUAUACAGAAGAGCCAACACCCAAGCACACUGCCCGCAGCCUCCACCCUGCCCUGCUGCCUGCCACCGAUGGGGCUGGCCCCCGGUGAUGUGUCUGGGGCUGCCCAGGACCAGCAGGCAGGGACCCUUAGGCCCCUGGGUUGCUGGGCCUCAGGGCAGUUGGGAUGAGAAGCAGGGCAAUGUACUUGAUGAACUUCCCUUAUAGUCUGAACUUUGGGAAGUCCCAACUGAUCCUGGGCUGGUGUUUCUGUUUCCUGCCUGGAAACAGACGAGGAAAAUGGAGUGAAGUAGUAGGUACUUUAUCUGAAGAUGGCACAGUCUUCUCCCUUUUCCAAUCCCCAAGACUUCCCACUUAGAGGCUCAAGUGUCACUGUUUUUGGUCUAGAGUUUGUGAGCCUUGUUUUGGACAAGAUCCGGGGUUGUCACCCAUUACCUGAGGCAUCCAGCAGCCUCUGCCUUGCCUUUAGCCCAUCCCGAGCUGGCUGGGGUGGCUUUUGUGGCAGCUUCUGUUCAAAUAUAUAGGUACCCAAGAGCUGCCCAUUUCUUGAGCCCCAUCUUCACCCAGGUCCAUGUUGAUUCAUCCAGCUUGCCAGCUGCUCCGGAGAGUCAAGCCUCGAGGUGCCUUCUUCAGGGCCUGGUUGGAAAAGAUGGCCAGUGAACAGACAGCCUGCUCUCAACUAGCUGGGCCAGAAAACCCAACAGCCCUUCUUGCUCCGGGAAAUCGGAGCUCUGCUUUCUCCCCACUGAGACUUGCUUCCUAUCCCACAGCUGUGAGGACCGAGUCAGCAGCCUGGAGCAUGCUCUGUUGGGCUGUGUGCAGGCACAGAAAGGGAAAGUGACAAUAGAGUGAAGCAAAGCAAGAGUGUUUGGAGCAUUGGGUUUCACCUCCUGCACAUCACUGUUCGUGCAGGGGAGUAAAUGAUACUGUGCUGAUGCAUUGCAUGUUGGUGCUGGGGUUAUGCAGCCCAUGGGCUUUUCCCUGGAAGCUUCCUGUUGCAAGAUGUCUGUUGGCUGACGGUCUGGACUUCCAAAUGGAGUACAAACUGUCCCAUAAAUACUCCAUUUGGGAUUCUGCCUAACAAGUUGUUGGUGGAAACUCUGGGCCAUGAUACAACCCAAGACGCAACCUGCUGCUAGGGCAAGGAAUCCAGUCAGAGGUGAGGCCCUGGCUCGAGACCUGAGCAUGCCAAUUUGCUCAGCCCAACUUUAAGAACGUUCCCACCACGCAACUGCAGGCCCCACGUGUGUACGUGGUAGGUUGGUUUAAUGCAACGUGAGUGCCCCCUCUAAAAGCUGUACAUGAAAUUUCUGUAAAGCAAAUCCUUCUCCUUCAUCUUUUAAAGAAAUAGCCCCUGCAAGUCAUUUUGUAAAGUGGAGGAUCCUUUUGUAGUAUGGACAACUGCCCCAUUGUUUCUUUCCUGUGUCAACCCUGGUGGUGGGACCGAGUUUUCUUAAAGCUAGGCCUGCCUAUAAUGAAGUUCAAGCCCAUGAACAAA
This is a messenger RNA of Peromyscus leucopus (white-footed mouse), 2985 nucleotides long. It is a transcript of the gene Tal1, whose product is annotated as TAL bHLH transcription factor 1, erythroid differentiation factor. Gene Ontology annotation, biological process: regulation of transcription by RNA polymerase II. Lineage: Eukaryota; Metazoa; Chordata; Mammalia; Rodentia; Cricetidae. Gene Ontology annotation, molecular function: protein dimerization activity; DNA-binding transcription factor activity, RNA polymerase II-specific; RNA polymerase II cis-regulatory region sequence-specific DNA binding. The record is from RefSeq and is a predicted model, not a curated record.